Molecule: messenger RNA, 2613 nt
Organism: Papilio machaon (common yellow swallowtail)
Lineage: Eukaryota; Metazoa; Arthropoda; Insecta; Lepidoptera; Papilionidae
Gene: Indy
Product: protein I'm not dead yet
Exons: 15
Coding region: 157-2091 (644 amino acids)
Biological process (GO): citrate transport; monoatomic anion transmembrane transport
Cellular component (GO): membrane
Molecular function (GO): citrate transmembrane transporter activity; succinate transmembrane transporter activity
Source: RefSeq, a predicted model, not a curated record
UGUGCAGUGUUGUUAUUUGGAGCAUCGUUGUACGCAGCUGUUAAUAAAUCCAGAACAGGAUUUUCCUGAUAUAAUCUAUACCAGUGAUAAUGUGAAGUGGACAUAAGCCAAGAUCAAAAUAUAACUUAAAUCAAAGGGGUCAAAAAUUGGAUCAAAAUGUCUACCUCAAAUCCGGCCCCGAUAGAAAAUGGUGUUGGUGAUGAUGCUCGCGGCACCACAUAUUUCUUUUCCAGGGGUAGAUCUAGCGCGUCGCUAUGGCAACGGAUAAGUCUGUUCGUAUCCAUAUAUUGGAAGUCUCUCAUAGUUGUGUUAACACCACUCAUAUUGUUACCAAUUCCUAUCUUAAAUGCGGGAUCGGAAAAUGCAAGGGCCUACAAAUGUAUGUACGUGGUACUUAUUAUGGCUAUGUACUGGGUGUUGGAGUUGCUCCCGCUACCCGUGACGUCAAUGCUACCCAUUGUUUUGUUCCCGACCCUGGGUAUCUUGGACUCGGAUAAAACUUGUGCUGCGUACAUGAAAGAGACCAAUAUGAUGUUCAUGGGUGGGCUGAUGAUAGCCGCUGGAGUCCAGCAUUCGAAGUUACCCAAACGAGUGGCACUUUGGACAGUGCAAGUGGUUGGAUGUUCACAUAGAAGAUUGAACUUUGGUCUAACAUUUGUGACUAUGUUCAUAUCAAUGUGGGUGUCAAAUGCGGCUGCCACCACAAUGAUGGUGCCAAUUGUUGAGGCCAUUCUCGAAGUCUUGGAACAGCAAGGAUUAGGAGAUGUUUACGUGAAUAAAAAGAAAAAUGCACUCCCAGAGAAUGGCAAAGAUGUUAAACCUGACAACAGGAAUACUGAUGAAGAAGCUGCGAUGCCGAGUGAUAUAACAAUAUGUUAUUACCUGAGCAUCGCGUAUGCCUCCACAUUGGGCGGCUGUGGCACACUCGUUGGCACAGCUACAAACUCUGCCUUCAAAGGAAUAUUCGAUUCCGAGUUCCCCGAGAUCUCUGGGUCGGUGAACUUCUUCUGGUUCAUGGCAUACAGCACACCACCAAUGCUGCUGAUGCAGCUGCUGGUCUGGCUCUCAUUGCAGGUCACAUUUAUGGGACUCUUCAGACCUAAAAGUGAGGCAGCAAAGAACGUGAACAAAGCAUCUUCGGGUUCCUUCACCACGAUGAAGGUGAUCAAGGAGCAGUACAGGAAUCUCGGACCUAUCACCUUCCAUGAAAAGGCGUCAGGUUUCCUGUUCAUCCUGGCGGUGUUCCUGUACAUCUUCCGCAAGCCAGGCUUCAUGCCGGGCUGGGCUGACGUCAUCACCACCAUGAAGGUGAAAGAUGGUGUGACUUCUAUGUUCAUAGUGGUGCUGAUGUUCAUAUUGCCAAUGUCCAUGGACUUUAUCAAGUUCUUCUCAGCCUCCGCAUCUUAUGAAGAAUUAGCAGCAUCCAAACCAUCUUCAGGUGUUGUGACUUGGGGAAUACUGAAGGAGAAAAUACCCUGGGGUCUGCUAUUCUUGUUGGGUGGUGGCUUCGCUCUGGCGGAAGGCAGCAAAGCUACCGGCUUGUCUUCGAUGAUAGGCUCAUCACUGAACGGUCUCCAUGGUCUUCAUCCUGCCCUCGUGCUGCUGGUGGUGGUGCUCGUCACACAGUUCAUCACCGAGUUCACCUCUAAUGUCGCCAUCGCCAAUCUCAUACUGCCCGUACUCGCUAACAUGGCGCGUACUCUGGACAUGGACCCUCGGUACCUGAUGGUGCCAGCGACCCUGGCCUGCUCCAUGGCCUUCCACAUGCCGGUUGGCACCCCGCCUAAUGCUAUUGUCGCUGGCGUUGCCCACAUACCUACUUCAAAGAUGGCUGUGGGUGGUAUUGGUCCUAAAAUAAUAACCACCCUUAUAGUAUGGGGUGCGUACCCCACCUGGGGAUCACUCAUCUUCAAAGCGGAGGAUAUCAUCGGACUGCAGACUUCUACUGACACCGCACCCAUCACCAACUUGACCCUCAGCUGUAAUGCCACCACUGCCAGCUUAUCUAUGACACCCAAUUUUAACUGCUCUAGUACAGCUAAUAUUGUUAAAGGUGCAUUUAACUGCAGUUAUUCACCGUUUAAAAGUUAACUGGUUGCAAAUAACUGAUACAGUAGACCAAAUAUGUAGCGGUUUAGUUGAAUGAUAAAUUGAAAACUCUAAUAAUGAAAAAAAAAAUGCAUUUAAAUCCAUUUUUAUAUCUGAUAUAGUAUUUUUAACAUAAUAUGUCCAUAGAAAAAUUUAAGAGCUUAAAAAACCCUCUUUUUUAAAGCUAUAUGUUAUCUCUUACGUGUUGUACGAAUCCUGUGACGUCAUCAGAAGGUAUCAUGUUAUGGUCCACGUGUUGUAUCUUCAACUGAGUCGCUACACAUUAGUUACAAUACCAAAAGUUUUAUAUAUUUUUAUACGACAAAUAUAAUGUUAUAAUGAUAGCGGAUAAAGCGGGUGCUGACUUAAAUAUUUAAAUAAUAGUCUGUGGUCGCGUCGGCCAUUUUGUGAUAUGUCAAUUUCUUGACUAAUGCAUUUUAGAGCAAUUUAUUUAUGGUCUCUUAUAUAUUUCUCUCAUUGAUUGUUACCAAUUUUUUUAUGUUUUUCUUUUUUUUUUAUUAAAUC